AUUUAAAAGAGUUUUGGCCUUUGAGAAACAUUCUGUGUUUGUUCUUCAGCUUCUGCAGGGUGAGCGCGUUUUUGGAUUUUCGGAAUCGGUGGGUUCUUGCUUAAUCAAUACAUAUCUUUAAAACGAUUCUGGUUUCAUAAUUGGUUCAAUGCCUUCUGUUAACUCUUCUCAGUGGCAGGAGAAGGCUAGUGGUUUUUUUUCUUCAUCAGGAGUAAAGCUGAAAGAAGCUGGACAAUCAGCUGGAACUUUUGUUGAGGGAGUUGCAAAGGAUGCAAAAGGAAAUGCUGCUGAUGUGGCUGAACGGGUUGGUUCUUUGUUCAAGAGUCGUUGGGCACUCCUCCAGCAGCCAGCUACAAGACAUGCUGUGCAAGAACGUCUAAUAUCUGCUGCUGCUACUACUGGCACAUUCUUCAGAAAAGGCGUGUCAGAGACGAAGGACAAAGUCGUCGUGGGGAAAGUUAAAGUUGAAGAGGUUGCAAAAAAGACUGCACAAAAGAGCAAGACAAUUUUGACAGAUAUUGAACGAUGGCAGAAGGGGGUAGCCAGUACUGAUGUGUUUGGAGUUUCAAUUGAGGUAACUGUACAAAGACAACAGUCAAGCAGGGUCAUUCCACAUAUUUUGGUUAGGUGUGCCGAUUAUCUCGUCUUGUCAGGGUUAAACUCACCAUGCUUGUUCAAAUCUGACGGAGAUAAAAGGGUUCUUCAGCAGUUGGUGUCAAUGUAUAAUCAAGAUCCCAAUGCCCCCUUACCUGAGGGUACAAAUCCAGUUGAUGUAGCAGCUCUAGCUAAAUGUUACCUGGCCAGUCUUCCUGAGCCACUGGUCACGUUUGAGCUUUAUAAUGAGAUCAGGGGUGCUCGUACAAGCAUAAAUGCCCUACGAAACGUUUUUAAGAAACUUCCAAACGUGAACUACAUGACCUUGGAGUUUACUACUGCCCUACUUCUCCGCAUUAGCCAAAAAGCACUGCUGAAUAAGAUGGAUGCUCGUAGCCUUUCUAUGGAGAUGACUCCUAUAAUAAUGUGGCAAAACGACAAGCGGCCAGAGUUUUAUCGGGAAUAUUGGGAUUAUCAUUCUAAAAGCUCUUCUGCAAAGUCCUUAAAUAAUACACCACCUACUUACAGUGCAUGGGACAUGCUUUCAGAAGAGAGUGAUGAUACAGAUGCUUCCUCUCACAUUCCUUUGGAUGAUGCCAUACCAGUUGACUUCAGUGCCGUCGAGGUCAUUCAGUGCCUCAUAGAACAUCAUAAUGAAAUUUUUACUGAUGCUAAUGAAACAAUUUGGAGAUAAAUCAGCAGCACCUAUUUCCUCAGGCACCAAUUAUUCUUGGAUGAAUUCUGAUACAAGUUUAUCUCUUAGAGGAAGAUUUAGAUCUGAGAGUUGUUUUCUUAGUUCGAUUGACCAGGUAGGUAAAUUAAACUCGAAAUUUAUUCGCAUGUGAACAAUUAGCACAGUGAGAGAAACUACACUGUGAUGCACAGAAUGGAGCACAUUUAGGAUGCUUUAGUCAAUGUUUUCAAGUUUUCUUUUGUAAUAACCUACCGGGAUUUGCGUGGGUUUCAAUUUAUUGAUCUGAAGAUGGAUAUUUCAGUUGUACAUACAACUAAAACUGCUAUUAUAUUAAUUGUGUGAAUAAUAAUUCUAUUUACGACUGAAGAUUGACAUAA
Molecule: messenger RNA, 1665 nt
Organism: Benincasa hispida (wax gourd)
Lineage: Eukaryota; Viridiplantae; Streptophyta; Magnoliopsida; Cucurbitales; Cucurbitaceae
Product: small G protein family protein / RhoGAP family protein
Biological process (GO): signal transduction
Source: RefSeq, a predicted model, not a curated record